This is a messenger RNA of Anthostomella pinea, 158 nucleotides long. The record is from the annotation of a GenBank genome assembly. Lineage: Eukaryota; Fungi; Ascomycota; Sordariomycetes; Xylariales; Xylariaceae.
AUGGUGGUCUGCCGCGUGACGGACAACAUACUCUACUACGACGGCGAUAACCGCGGCCAUGCUCGACCGAACGAGGCAGACAUCUGGGGCUGCAAUACGGGGCCGUUUGCCAUUUUGGAAGAGGACAACGCCGUCCACCGGGCGAUGGUGCCUAUUCU